GUAUUAAUAAAGUAGUUAAAGUAGUUAAAUACUUUGCUUUUAAUUAAAGUCUUUCAAUAAUUUAAUGUAAAAUAUUUAUUUAUUAGAAUGUUUAAUUCAAUUAUUAAAAUAUAAUUAUAAUUUAAAGAGCUUUUCCUACAUGGAGUGCCACCUAUAACGCCACAAUUGUAUGUUUUGAGAAGAAAAAAAAGGUUCUUGAGAUAACCCGAACUGUUUUUUCUGCGGUGCCUUCGCCGCUGAUGACGACAUAUUUCUGCGACUUGUAGUUCCUGUCAGCCCAUGAGGUUUUGUUGGUGAGCUAUUUGAUUUUCAGCGUUUCUCACGUAAACAAUCAUCCCUGUGAGUGUGUAGAUUUUAUCCAAGUGUCGGACUUAGAGCGGUAAAUAUUCCAAAUACGUGUGAGUGGGAAGGCUAGCUAGCUACGUGGCUAAGUCAAAACCAGUAACACUUGUACUAGUUGUUGGAGAGAGUCCUUUUAGCGCUUCGACUGGAGUUUUUGCUAUGGCUGGGAGCAGGAUGCAACUGGAGCUGUCCCGUGUGGUUCAGGGAAGAAGUCGGCUGGGUGUCCUGAAGGGACUGGGCAGGACGGGGCAGCAUUCACUGGAGAUCCCGGGGUGUCUGCUGUACACACACUUUGGCACCGUUCCUCACCUCACUCAGGACACGCUGCACACGCUGAUCAGCCUCCCCUCUGUCACUCAGAUCACUUUGUCCCACAUAGCUGAGCACCAGGAGGUGCUGGAGGAGUUUAAGGAUGGAUUCAGAAAAUUCGCAGGUCUUCAUGAUACUGUGCUCUACUGCUCCCUUCACGACCCUGCCACGCCCAGCCCGACGGGUUACACCACCAACAAGACGGUGUCAGUGUGGGGCAGCGGUGGGCGGAUAGAACUAACAGUGGCCAAGUUCAUGGCUCUUCAGAAGACCAUACAGCCAGACUGGUACCAGAGCAUGUACGACGGAGAGACCUGGCAGAACAGCGCCUCUCGCAAACGGGUCAGAAAGUCGGUGGAUCGGACUCUCGCUCAUUUGGACGAGUGUUUGCUGGUGCACCAAAAAUCAAAGGAGUUGGAGGGUGUGGAGGUGUUUGGUGUGGUGGAGGGAGGCGACAUCCUGGAAGAGAGAGUACGCUCUGCCAGAGAGACCGCCAAGAGGCCCGUGGCAGGAUUCUGCCUGGACGGCCUCCAGACGGGCUCCAUGGACCAAACUCUGAGGACCCAGCUCAUCACUGCUAUGGUCAAGGAGCUGCCUGAGGACAAACCCAGACUCCUGCACGGUGUGGGACGACCUGAUGAGGUGCUGGCGUGCGUCGAGGCCGGCGUGGACCUGUUCGAAAGUAUUUUCCCCUUCCUGGCGACGGAGCGAGGCUGCGCUCUCUCUUUCGGCUUCGACAUUUCCACGGACCCAGAGCGCGCAGGUAGAGCGCCCCCUGCAGUGCUGGAGUUGAACGAAGAGAAGGAGACAGCAGGGGAGAGCCAGCAGAAUGGCGAUCUUAAUCGUCAUGAUCAAACACAGAUGACACCCUUUGAGAUGAACCUCAAAGAGAAAAGGUAUCAGGACGACUUUAGGCCCCUGGUGGAGGGGUGUGGCUGUUACUGCUGUAAGAACCACCAGAGGGCGUACCUGCACCACCUGCUGGUGACCAAUGAGCUGCUGGCUGGAGUUCUACUCAUGAUCCACAACACAGCCCACUAUCACGGCUUCUUCGGGGCCUUAAGAGAAGCGUUGGCCACCGAUAAACUGGACGUACUCAAGAAACGAGUACUUGGGGAUGGAGGCCUGCAGACAGAAAGAAAGGAGUAAGAUUGAUGGAAGCCAAUAGAUGCGAGAGGGAAUGAGCUGAGGGACUAAGGGGGGGAGAUCUUCUUCAGUGGAGUGACACGGCCAGAGGCAAUCAUAAGUACUAUCUUGUUCUGCCAAGUCCGGUCACACGAUGAACUGAACUGUCCUUGAGAAUGACACACUCCAUAUGUUGCCAUCUCUUUGCUUUAAAGAAGAAGAUAAAAGGAGAAAGGAGCACACAGAAAACUUUUUGAUGUUUGUGCCUUGGGUUUGUGUCCUGGUUUCACAUCUGGAGGACCACUCGCUUAAGCUAGUCUAUUGAUCUGAGCAGACAGCCAGGAGACUGCGUCAGGGUUCAGUGGCUGAGGGGAGAAAAGGCGCUUGAUAUGAGGUCAGAAGGAACCUGCAUAAAACAUAUAGUGAGGAUGGAUGGUGGUGGACUAUUGAUGACGACUUGAAACCUUAAUGCGGCCUGAUUGCAGGUCGGCAGAUGACUAAUGUCCUCUGAACUCAGUGACAUAGAAGCACAGACCAGAGGGAGAACCAAACGAGUGUGAUCAAUUGUUACAGGGGAGACAUGAAUAAAUGCCACAGUUUCUCCUGUUAUAUGUGAACAGAUCAUGUGUAAAAUAUGAUUCCAGGAAGGCUUUGUUUUUGUCAUUUCAUACCUUACUGAUCAGUCCUAAUCAAACAUUUUCCUUUUGUUUAUGUGCUUCAUGAAUAUUUAUAAUGUUGCAGUUGGAUACCUCCUCUCAAACGUGUGUAGAUUGACUUCUUGUUGUUUUCAACCUUACUGCCUAACCAGCGUCUAUGUUGAGAUGAUGCUUUGCAUUAAAGAGGACACCGGCGAGCUCUGGCUAGCUGGAGUUUUAGACUGACAGCUCCCCCCAUUCGUGCUGCUGAGAGAGGAUAAAGAUCAGAUAAAGAUACGGGGCUCUGCUGCCUCCCCUGCCAUGGUGGAGGGGGCUUUUUUUUUCUUCUUCUUUUUUUUUGUGAAGGUGAAGAGAUGUAAUUGACUGCCAGACCAUGUACACGUCUGGGGGGGGGCAGACUUGCAGAGAGGAGACUGUGACAGAUUUAUGUAACAGUAAUGAGGAUUUUAUUUACAUUGUGGAUUACCUUAACUGCAUCCAGCGUUAUGAAUGAGUAGGCCGAAGGAUUUGCCGUCGUCAGUUGGUGGGCAUAAAUGCUAAAGGCCCAAAGACAUAAAAGGGGCUGAAAAAGAUGAAAAGAUGGGUGAAGGCUAAAACAAGCGAUGACCUUCAGCCUAGGUUUAUUUUGAGGCUUAAUGGGAUGGCAGCAGACAAACUAUUGAAGAGAAGGUUGUAAAGUCAAUUCCCCUGAUUAGUUGGUAAAAAUAGGAAAUGAAUUAAAUGGCUGUUGCCCUCAUUUCCCUGGAAAACUGCUGUACAGAUAUUGAUAUCUUGCAUUAAACAAUCACAGUAGAAGUAGAAGGAAGCUAACAAAAUAGCAGUUUUCUUAUGUAAUGUGCAUUUUUUUCUCCCGCGCAACAAAUCAACCCUUGGUAAAUACGCACUAAUUACAGACCCAAGAUUUCAUCUGCACUAAUUAAGCCCUAUUGAGGCUGUUACUGUUGAUUGUUGAGUGAAUUUUCCUUUAAUGAAUCCAGACCCCAGCCGAUCUCUCAUUUUCUUGCCCUGGUUUAUUUAUUAAGCUUGUGACCUCCAGAAGUGGAACAUAAGUGAUUGCAGUAAUGAUAAGAGAGCAGCACAAUAAAUAGGAAUAUAAAUAGGAGCGUAGCAGAUGAGUUUAAACAUAACAGCUUGAAUGUGUUAAGAGGAGAAAAUGAAGGUGUAAAAGUGGGAACAGUUUGUGAAUUUGGAGUAUGUUUAAUAUCAUUUACAUUAAUACGGGUUCACACAAGGCUGCACUCUGUCCUCCAGAAUAUGCAUAAGAAAUGAGUAAUACCGUCCUUGUGAAAAAUGGAAGUGUUCAUAGGGAUUUUUAGAGUCCUGUGAAUGAACUAAAGUACACCUCAUGAUUUAGUAGCUGGUAGAAGCACCGUUAGCAGUAAUAACUUGAGGUAAUUGUUUUCUGUUUGACUUUAUCAGUUUCCCGAAUCUUUGUGGAGGAAUUUUGGCCCGCUCUUUUUUUUCUUUUUUUUCUUUUUCUUUUUACAACGUUGCUUCAGUUCAUUGAGGUUUGCAGGCUUUUAUUUACACACAGCUUUGUUCAUUUCUCACCACAGCAUUUCAGUCAGGUUGAGGUAUGGACUGCAGCUCUUUUUAUUCUUUUAUUUUUAAGCCAUUCUGUUGUAGAUUCGUGCUGUGUUUGGGAUCGUUGUCCUGUUCUGUGACCCAGUUUCAGCCACAGUUUCGAUGUCUGACCGACAGCCUCACACUCUGUAUUAUUUUGAUAUGCAGAGGAGUUAAUGAUCGAGUCUGCAAGGUGCCCGGUUUUUUUUCUCAAACACAGUGGUCUGAAUACUCCAGAUCAGCAAACUGCCAAGACUUCUCCUUUUAUAGAGGCGCUCACACUUGCUGAUGAUCAGUUAAGAAAAUGAUCUCAAUUAUUAACACCUGGCUGCUACUGACCCUCUUAAUUCCUAUAGAAGCAGUAAAUAUGUAUAUUAAAGUUGGUAAUUCAGUUGCAGUGGCUUGUUAUUAACUACAGGAUCCGCAGUAUGAUUCUGAUUUUGUCUCUGCAUGGAGGAGCACCAGCAAUCAUCAGUGAACUUUUACAUCCAUACAUCCCCAGCAGGUCUCUGGGGUCAUGUGAUCAGGCUCUGCUGGCUGUGAGAACUUUUUGCAUCAGUGGGCCCCCCAGACUCUGGAGCUCUCUCCCUCUGAGCCUGAGCUCUUCAAUAAGCAGCUGAAAACUACUCGCCUUGUCUUUGUCAUGUUUUUAAAAUUGUAUAAAUUAAAGUUUUACUUUACUUACUGUGGGUCUCAUGUAGUGGAAAAUAUGGUGCUGUAUAUUCAAACACUGAGGGAUGAGCGUGUGUUUGGGCAUGUUGCUUUAAAGCGAGGUUUUGGUUUCCGGCAACUCUUGGGAAAAUUAUCCAGCUGUUUAGAUGCUUAAUGCUGUGCCAUGUUUAUCAGCCAGCCUGCUCGGUUAGCAGCACAAAAGUGAAGAGAGAGACUUUUAAUGGUUUGUAUAGUCUGGUGAUAACUGGAAAUUUAUUACAGCUUAUCUUAAAUGUUGACUGGUGCUGUUUUAAACUGGCUAUGCUGCAAAGAAGCUGCAUAACAAUGGCUUUAAUUUGAAAUUUGCACUUAUAGCCGUUAUCUUAGUCGAAUGCAGUUUAAACAUUCGCUGUGGAUAUUUAGUUACAUAAAGUAAGAGCCAAGAUAAUCCGACCACAAUAUAAUCGAUCUCGUACUGCACAGGAGUUAAUUUCCUCUGAGGAGUUUUACAGAGCGGGGCUGAUGGUAACGCUUAUGCUGGUUCCCUGUGUGCCUCUUUCUCUGACAUUGGUUUCCAUGUAAAAGAGCUCUGAAUGACAGAGUCAGCAGGUGGUCCUCAUAGCUCAUUUCAACCAAUUACACAGAUGGAGAGAACCAUUCAGGCUUGAUCGCUACAAGUAUCUUUCUUCCUCUCCGCUCUUCUGGACAAGGCUGCAGCGUGAGCCGGGCAGAGCAUUUAUCUCACACUUCACACGGCAGCUGGAUUGUUAUCUGCUGUCAUGACAGCACAGCGUUAAAAAAAAAGAAAGAAAAAGGAGUGAGCUCAGCUGCUCUUGCGAAACAACAUGGCUUUAUGACAACGUCUCAUAAAGCCAGCGGCGUGAGGUGUGGUGGGUGUUAUUGUGGUUGAAAUGAUGGCCAGCAGAGGGGCUUAUGUGUGGGGGAUUGUGUUGUUAGAGUGUUUUCAGAAGGAAGACAGUGACUGCAUUUGUCGCUUAUAAAAACCAGUGUCCGUAAUGAAACGGGAGCUUAAAUCUUUGGUUUGAAAAAAGAGCUUUGGUUGUCUGAGCCAUGGGUGGAUUACUGAAAAAGCCCACUGGGCACAUGCCCAGGAGCCACCUGAACCAGUUAAAAAGCUCUGAAUAUUUCCUGUAGGAAAGUCAAACAACUUUCAAAGGGAUGCAAAAUGACUACAAAGAGACCAAUAACACAACUACAAAGAGAUGCAAAAUAGGCACAAGGGGAUUCAGAAUGAUUACAAAAAGACAUUUUUUUUCUGCUUGGCUUCUGUGUAAAGAGAGGUGGGUGGCCUACAUUUCAGUGCCCAGGAGCCCGUUAUCUCGAUUUGUUCAGGGCUCCAGUUCGUUCUUCAAGAACAAGGCUGGUGAUUUUCUCUAUUUUCUUUAUUA
Messenger RNA from Oreochromis aureus, 6055 nucleotides. It is a transcript of the gene qtrt2, whose product is annotated as queuine tRNA-ribosyltransferase accessory subunit 2. The coding region runs from base 502 to 1800 and encodes 432 amino acids. Gene Ontology annotation, molecular function: tRNA-guanosine(34) queuine transglycosylase activity. Lineage: Eukaryota; Metazoa; Chordata; Actinopteri; Cichliformes; Cichlidae. The transcript is spliced from 8 exons. The record is from RefSeq and is a predicted model, not a curated record.